GUAGCGGCCAAAAGCCAGGGACACAUAGGAGGCCACAGCUGGCCUGGACAGAUAAAAUAUGCUUGUUAUGUGGUGUGAUCAUUUGACUUUAAGUCAGGACAAACACUAGUACUAGGGGUGUCACAAUUCAAUUUGACUUUUGAUUUUAAGGUCACAAUUUGAGUAAAUUUUUGGUUAAAGCAUUUUUCAACAGGGACGGCCUUUUUUUAGCAGCACAAUUGAGUGCACCAUUAGUUUAACGACAUGUAGCUGAAAGCAACAUGACUGUUGUAGGAGCCCACAUGCUUUACCUUCGUUGUUUGCUUACAUAACUCACUAAAGGGAAGGCAAAAUGUUUCCAUACGGUGACUUCAGGGAAGCAGGAGGAUUUUCAGAAUUUUCUCCGUUAUCUCCGACUCCAGCAGUGGUCAUGGAAAUGUCUGGAAAGGUCAUGUCUGGAAAAGUCAAGCUACAGGCUACCGACGUCCAGCUGUCUGUGGUAAACAUCCCUCUGUCUUCACCCUGCUCGCUGUUGUAUUCUUCACAUACUGGAGGACAAGCCAAUCUAUCUGGGAUUCCCCGUCCCUGUCAUCCUGUCACUAUCGUGCUUGUCCUUAUAAAAAAGAUCCAUAUGAAUGUGGUUAAUUAACUGAGAGGCUUUAAUGAGUUUUGAUUGGGGGGGGGUUGAUGAGCAGGAAUCACCAGAAUAAAACUGGCUGCAUCAUUUAACAGGGGACCAACAAAGAGCGGUUACAGUGCCGUCUAAAUGGGGGAGUUCAGGGGUUUGAAAAAAUAAAUAAAAGAUUUUAGCAUCGCAUAUGUUUCUAAAUGUAUUUUAAAUCGAUACUGACAAAAACAAACUCAAAAUCAAACAGCCACUGAGGCACCGAAGGAAUGAAUCUUUGGCAGAGAUAAAAAAAAAAAACAUUGUCCAGGCAAAGAUGGCAUUUUGUGAGGUUUAUUUUCCCAGUUUUUGGGAAAACAAACAUUUUUACAAAGGAACAAUGGCAUCUCUAGGCCCUGUCUAGUGAAAAAAACAUCAGCCCUUCCUGGUGUCUAACUCCUACAUUUCUGCACACCCAUAUAUUGUAUGUAGACUUCACCUGCUGGCUCAGGCUGCGUGGUACUUUCAAAAUAAAAGCACUAACAGAUACUUAAAGUAACCCAAGUAGACACUAAUGACAUAAUCAAACUUAUGUGGCUGUAUAAUAACAAAACAGAAACAAUAAAUAAGUAAGUAUUUACCUAUUUAAAUAUAAUAAAACAAUGAAUAACUCCAACAGUGACAUAAGAGAAAACAGUGCUAUAAACACUUUAGUCACAUCCUUUGUCACUGACAUUGUUGGGCUACUAACUUGUAAUUAUAUCUGGCACUAUAUCAUGGUGGAGGUUUUUACCUUUUAAAAAGACAUCCCCAGUAAAACUAAAAGGGAUGUCUCCUCCAGACCGAGAGAGGGUGUGCAUGAGUGUAUUUUAGGUCCGUCCCACUGCAAUUACCUCCCUCUUUGACCAGAGCGAGGUGUUGCAGCGAGCAGCCAGAUGUCUGGAUGUGACUAUCAGCGGAGGAAAUUUUUUAGAGCUGGUGACCACACAGGUGGAAAGAACGCUCUACAUAAACGAUAAAUACAGUGGAGACCGGGGGGCUGUGGAUGCAGAUAACGGCACGACGCGACACCCAUCAUUGUGAUUUACAGUCCAGUCGGCGUUGGUGGUGUUGAUGGCUGAUUAAUAACCAGUCGUAAAGAAGUGGGGGGGGAUUGUGUGUUGCAGGAGGACAAGAGUGAAGGCACUGAUAGAGGAAGGAAGAGAGAGGAGGAGUGUGUUGAAGAGAGAGAGGGGAGUAGAUAAAGCUAGAGCCGGGAUCAUGAGCUCUGCACUGCCUUACGACUCGCUGUCUGCUCGGCCGAGUCCCAGCCGACAAGUUUUGGACUGGGAACGCCAGCAGCUGGCUGUGCGAAGACUUUCCUCUCCACGGGGUCUCGACCUGCUCUCUCCACCUCCUCUUCCUGGUCGACCCUCUGCAAUCCCUGGCUACCUGCUGCCACCCAACCAAGAGCAGGAAGAGCAGUUCCACCAGCAGCAGCAGCGACUAUCCUUGUCCGUGGGUUCAGAGGCCUCCCUGGCACCCCCUGCACCACCACCUGUGGGCGCUGCCCCACCCUGCUGCCGCCCAGUUGGAAUCAUGCACCUCCUGCGCCUGGGUCUCCUGGCCUUCAGCUGCCUCUUCUGGGCAGCUGGUUUGGCCAUCUUAAGCCUGGGUGUGUGGGCACAGAUUUCACUGGCAGACUACAUGUUGCUGUCUGCCAAUCGCUACCCCAACGCCCCGCUCAUCCUUUUGUCCACAGGUGCAGCCAUCACCGCCUGGGGCUUCCUGGGUUGUCUAGGGGUGGCUGCAAAUCUUCCCUGCGUGCUCAGGGCUUACGGGUUUUUUCAACUUGCUGCACUAAUAGCCGGCUUGGCAGCUGGACUCUCAGGUCUCUUCUAUCGCGAAGACAUUGCCGGAGGAUUUCGCAGCGGUUUACAGCGAGCGGUGGCCGGCUACACGGAGGAUGAGGGCCGUGCCGAUGCAUUAGACAGCCUGCAGAGGUCCCUGGAGUGUUGUGGAGCUGAUGGUUGGCGUGACUGGCUCACUUCGGACUGGGCUAUCCAGCAUAUGACCUUCCUGCCCAACGAGAACGGCACUUCUGUGUCCCUGCCAGACAGCUGCUGCGUGAAGCGCAAGGGCUGCAAGAAUCAACCUCUUCUGUCGGAUGAUGUUGAAGGAGUAGCUGCUGCAGGAAUCCAUCCCCAUGGCUGCUUCCGCAAAGUCUUUAGUUUGGUCAACGACAACGUAUUCCACAUUGCCGCCACAGUGUUAGGAUUGGCCUUCACUCAAAUCGGAGGCAUCGCCCUGGCUUGUCUGCUGGCCAAGAAACUGGCACCAAGACAACAUCGACGUGUGGUGGCACAUUAAUGGUCAUUUAAAAAAAUUAGGCAACCCACGUCAAGGAAUGACCAAUUAGUAGAUAAUUAGGAUUGGGAAUGAACUAGU
Molecule: messenger RNA, 3010 nt
Organism: Perca flavescens (yellow perch)
Lineage: Eukaryota; Metazoa; Chordata; Actinopteri; Perciformes; Percidae
Product: tetraspanin-7-like
Exons: 3
Coding region: 1844-2932 (362 amino acids)
Cellular component (GO): plasma membrane
Source: RefSeq, a predicted model, not a curated record